Molecule: messenger RNA, 1070 nt
Organism: Emiliania huxleyi CCMP1516
Lineage: Eukaryota; Haptophyta; Isochrysidales; Noelaerhabdaceae
Exons: 4
Coding region: 55-765 (236 amino acids)
Source: RefSeq, a predicted model, not a curated record
CGCGUCUCUCUCACAACGCGGUCGGCUACCUCAACCUGCGCCUGCCUUGCGUCCAUGGCGGAGACGAGCAGCAGCCCGACGGCCUCCACCAAGGGCCAAAUCUUCCUCCAUUCCGCCAGGGCUCGGGCUCGUUUUCUCGGACGGAGCACUGCCGACGUCAAGGCGAUCAAGCGCACCCGUCAGGGCAUCGCAAAGGGGCUCGAGGUGCAAGGCAUCAUCUCUGCUCUCAUGCUCUCCGUCGCCGGAAGUGGGUUCUUCGCGGAGCCGGACCUGAACGGGGGUUUCUGCAAGACGGUGGCGACUAUCAGUUUCUGCUUCUCCCUCUUCUCCUUCAUCUCGGCGGCAAUCAUGUCGGGCGCCUUUCUGAUUCCAAUCCUCGAUGAUGAGCUGCACCCGCGGGAUACGGUGCAUGCCUUCGGCCGCCUCUUCAUCCUGCCGCAGGUCUACUUCUGCAGCGGUUACGUUAGCUUGGUCGUCGGGGCGACGGCUUACUUCCUUGCGAUGAGCAUCGGCACGAUGCACACCGGAGGCUGCUUGGCCGUGUGCGUCGCCCUCUUCAUGUUACCGACCUUCUUCGUCCUCUUCAACAUCCCCAGCAUCUCCAGGCCGCAUCACCCGAUCGCACGCGAGGGCGAGUUCAAGACCCUCGGCGAGCUGGAACGUGCCUCGUCACAAUCGCCACGAUCCUCGCUCGACCAAGCAAGCUACAGCUCUAGCAAGUCCCUGCUGAACGGCUGGAGGUCGGCCACCGUUACGACCCUCUGACUCGCGUAUCUCCGUCCAUUUGUACGCGCUCCGCAUCACGACACACCAUGGUGGAGAUGUGGAGGGGGGAUGCGGCCGCUGAUGGUGAUGCGGCCCGCUGCUGGAUGUUUUUCACUAGACGACCCCAGUUUUUGUUUCCGCAUGUGAGGGGUUCGUGUGUGCAUGCUGCGUUUUGUUCGGUGUUUGAUUGUGUUUCAUUUUGCGCUGGUGUCCUGGUGUCCCUUGUCCGGCGGGGGGGGGGGGGGGGCACGUGCGGAGCUGCGCCUGCGGGCGUUGUUUUGUGUGCAAAUUUCGAUAGCGUGGGU